Molecule: messenger RNA, 1593 nt
Organism: Chinchilla lanigera (long-tailed chinchilla)
Lineage: Eukaryota; Metazoa; Chordata; Mammalia; Rodentia; Chinchillidae
Gene: Ca7
Product: carbonic anhydrase VII
Exons: 7
Coding region: 110-943 (277 amino acids)
Biological process (GO): regulation of intracellular pH
Cellular component (GO): cytoplasm
Molecular function (GO): carbonate dehydratase activity; zinc ion binding
Source: RefSeq, a predicted model, not a curated record
CGCCGCUUUAAGAAGCUGCUCCGCGGCAGCGAGCGGGGGCUGGAGCCGCAGCCAGAACAAGCGGACUGAGCCCAGCCGGCAGGUGCACGGCUGCGGGGACAGCAGCGGCAUGACCGGCUGGGGCUACGGCCAGGACGACGGUCCCUCAAAUUGGCACAAGCUGUAUCCCAUUGCCCAGGGAGACCGCCAGUCACCCAUCAACAUCAUAUCCAGCCAGGCUGUGUACUCUCCCAGCCUGCAGCCGCUGGAGCUUUCCUACGAGGUCUGCACGUCCCUCAGCAUCACCAACAAUGGCCACUCUGUCCAAGUAGACUUCAAUGACAGUGAUGACCGAACCGUGGUGACUGGGGGUCCCCUGGAAGGGCCCUACCGCCUCAAGCAGUUCCAUUUCCACUGGGGCAAGAAGCACGAGGUGGGCUCGGAGCACACGGUGGACGGCAAGUCAUUCCCCAGCGAGAUGCAUUUGGUUCACUGGAAUGCCAAGAAGUACAGCACCUUUGGGGAAGCGGCCUCAGCGCCUGAUGGCCUGGCUGUGGUCGGCAUCUUCCUGGAGACGGGGGAUGAGCACCCCAGCAUGAACCGCCUGACAGAUGCACUCUACAUGGUUCGGUUUAAGGGCACCAAGGCCCAGUUCAGCUGCUUCAACCCCAAGUGCCUCCUGCCUGCCAGCCGGCACUACUGGACCUAUCCAGGCUCCCUGACCACGCCACCCCUCAGUGAGAGUGUCACCUGGAUUGUGCUCCGUGAGCCCAUCAGUAUCUCUGAGAGGCAGACCACAGCUCUCUCAUCCUGCCCUGAGUGUCCCUUCUGCCUUCUCAAGAUGGAGAAGUUCCGGAGCCUGCUUUUCACCUCAGAGGAUGAUGAGAGGAUCCACAUGGUGAACAACUUCCGGCCUCCACAGCCACUGAAGGGCCGUGUGGUCAAAGCCUCCUUCCGGGCCUGAGCUCCUCACCUGCCCAGCUGGCCACUAGGGCAACAUCUUCCCAAGGGCUUCCAUGUCAGCAGACACCAAACCAUCUGAGGCUCCCUGCCUGGGGUUGCUGUGGAACCCCCUUCAGCUGGCUUGCUUCUUGGCCACCCUGGAGGGUUUUUGAUGGGACCCACAAGUCAGGGGUACCCUUCAGCUGCCCUGGGGACCAAAAGAACAGAAGCUGAACAGUGUCCAAACCUGGGGCUGCCUGUGUUCUCCAAGACCCAAAGGCCCCUGGGAACUUCCUCUUAUCUUCCCUACUGGUAGUGGCAGCAGCCCCACCCUGAACUCACACUGUGAUGGACAAGACCGAGCUUCCCAGGGCAGGCAGCUGGCACUGCCAGGAAGAUGCAAGCAAUAAUUAGAGGUGGGCAGAGCUGCCCUCUCAGCAUUACCUCUUCUGCAGGCCUCUGCCAUGCACGCACCUCACUGCCAGGCCAUUAAAAUCAGCACUGAGCCUGCUGGAGGUGACGUGGCCUUCUCCCUCUAGCCACCUGCUACCAUGAGCAGGCCCUGGCUACAGCUUAUAUAUUAUCUUCCUUUGUUCCCUCCCAGCCACCAAAGCUACCUACAUGACAGUCCAUCCAUGUAUUAAGAAUAAAUUCAUUUAUCCAUGCAACAAA